AUGAAAUUCGCAACUGCCCUUAUCGCUUCUGCCGCCGCUUUUGAUCCUGUCAACUGGCCAGGACAAUCCGACGAAGAUCCAUGCGGAACUCAGAUCCAAUUCGAAAAGACUGCUGUCAACUCUACUUGCACCCUUGAUUUCAACGGCUACAACCCAUGGAGAGUCUUCCUCGGUGGUGAAUUCAUCAUCGACGAAUAUUCUUUCACCAACUUCGACGGUAUCGGAUCCGACACCAUCGAUGUCGUGAUCUUCUGGGAACAAUCUUUCGAUGCCUCUACUGGUAUCCUCAACAACGCCACUUGCGGAACUGACGUUGACGUCACCCUUUCCUGCACCGACGAAGGCUACGCUCUCCCCGGCCUUUACUUCAUGGAAACCGCCAAUGACUUCCGAAUGGCCAAGGAAUCCAACUACAACUUCCAGGUCGCUGGUGCCCAGCCCGGAGAUGUUGUCGCUAUGCAGCUCAAUGACGCCGUCGGAAACGGCUUUGCCUGCAUGAACUUGACCACCAACUCUGGUGAAAUCAACGUUGACGGCAUCAACGUCAUCCAAGAUCCAUGGGGUAACCUUUACUCUGAUACCGGCCUCGUGACCAUCAACGUCGCUGACUAUGCCAGUAGCACCGUCAACCUCUUCACCACUCAGCAGCCCGGACAGCCAUGGGAGCCAUCCCUCUGGAAAUCCUCUGUCAGCAACUAA
Messenger RNA from Oikopleura dioica, 699 nucleotides. The record is from the annotation of a GenBank genome assembly. NCBI's taxonomy places the organism in Eukaryota, Metazoa, Chordata, Appendicularia, Copelata, Oikopleuridae.